Molecule: messenger RNA, 249 nt
Organism: Sinocyclocheilus grahami
Lineage: Eukaryota; Metazoa; Chordata; Actinopteri; Cypriniformes; Cyprinidae
Product: hemoglobin subunit beta-2-like
Exons: 2
Biological process (GO): hydrogen peroxide catabolic process; oxygen transport
Cellular component (GO): haptoglobin-hemoglobin complex; hemoglobin complex; blood microparticle
Molecular function (GO): peroxidase activity; oxygen binding; haptoglobin binding
Source: RefSeq, a predicted model, not a curated record
AUGGUUGAGUGGACAGAAUUUGAGAGGACCACCAUCCAGGACAUCUUCUCCAAGAUGAACUACGAUGUCGUUGGUCAGCAAUCUCUGGCAAGAUGUCUUAUCGUUUACCCCUGGACCCAGCGGUACUUCGGCAAUUUUGGAAACCUGUACAAUGCCGCUGCCAUCAUGGGAAACCCAAUGGUUGCUGCUCACGGUAAAGUCGUGCUCCAUGGCCUGGACAGAGCCGUGAAGAACAUGGACAACAUCAAA